This is a messenger RNA of Zymoseptoria tritici IPO323, 951 nucleotides long. RefSeq lists its product as uncharacterized. Lineage: Eukaryota; Fungi; Ascomycota; Dothideomycetes; Mycosphaerellales; Mycosphaerellaceae. The transcript has 2 exons. The record is from RefSeq and is a predicted model, not a curated record. The coding region runs from base 1 to 951 and encodes 316 amino acids.
AUGACCUACUCUUCGUCCAAGGUACCUGAUCGAGCUUCGGUGCAACGAGUUGCGGCCAGCACUCUCCAAACGAAAUCCGUCUCUGUGGAACGACUCGAAGGCGUCCUGUUUCGAACCUUUCGCCUCGUGCCCGCGGCCGACUACUUCUAUGUCCUCCGGUGCCAACCUUCGUGCCACAUCCGACUCCUUCGCCAUGAGCAAGAACGUCUUCACACGGAAGCCAUCGCUCUACGGACUCUUCGAGGGAGGGCGGACUUACAACUUCCACGACUGAUCGACUACCACACUUCGACCACUCCCAUCGGAAGCGCCUACCUCAUCAGUGGCCCGUUCAAAGGCUCCAUCUUGGUCGACAUCGAGCCCUCGCUCUCCACCCAAGCCCUCGCUAGCAUCGACCGCAGUCUCGGACAGUACGUCCGCCACCUCCACCGGGCAACUCACACAUCCUUUGGUCCCGUCCGCGAAGCAACCCUUCCCGGACACUCAUCCUGGUCCCGCUGCUUCGCCAGCAUGCUCGAGACCGUUCUACGAGACGGCGAAGACGCCCUGAUCAGUCUCCCAUACGACUACAUCCGCGACCUCGUCCGCCGCCGACGCUCGUGUCUGGAUCAAAUCACACAACCGAGACUGACGUUGCUGGAAAUGGUUUCCGACCAGAACAUCAUCGUCGACACGAAUACCAUGACGGUUGCGGGCUUGCUGGACUGGUCGACGACGAUGUGGGGUGAUCCGUACAUGUCUGAUUGCUUCUGUAGGCCUUCGGUCAGUUUUGCGGAGGGGUUUGGGAAGCUGCCGAAUCGAACGCCGGAUGAGCGGAUCAGGCAGUAUUUGUAUAUCCUUUACCAUUCUGUGCUCGCUAUUGUGAGGCACUGCUGUCGACCGUCGGAGGAUGGCGAUGAGCUCAAUGCGAGGCGGACGAUGACUGCUGCGCUAGGGCAGUUGUCGAAGUGA